UAUUAUCUUGCUUUAAAAAUACAUUCAUUAGAUCAGAUAACUACCGAUGUAUCUUUGCUCAUAAAAUAUAUUUAUUUCAUAAAGUAUUAUGCAAAAUAACUGCACUGCUGACUCUUUUGUUUUUAAUAAAGUCAAGAGUUCCAGUUCCUGAAAGAUUUAUACGGCGCUACUUCAUGUCAGGGAACUGCUAUAAAAGCUAUUGAAUUUCGGCAGAAAUUCAUUAGAUCUGUUUCACUCAGCUCAACAUGAAGUUCUUGAUUGUUUUUGCCUGCCUUUUGGCCAUCGCUUUUGCCAAUGAAGAUGCCAAGGUCCUGCAUGAGGAUAGUGAAGUAAAUGUGGAGGAUUUCAAAUACAACCUGGAACUCGACAAUCAUAUUAAAGUGUCCCAGGAAGGACAACUGAAGGAUCAUGACAACUGGGUUGUGCACGGUGAAUAUGAAUACAUUGCUCCCGAUGGCUCUCCCGUCAAGGUUACCUACACGGCUGAUGAUACCGGUUACCAUCCAGUUGUGCAUGCUUAAGUGAAUUCAAAACCAUCAGAAAAAAUAAAUAACGAAACGAAGAACAACUGCAUACAAGAAAA
Molecule: messenger RNA, 583 nt
Organism: Drosophila willistoni
Lineage: Eukaryota; Metazoa; Arthropoda; Insecta; Diptera; Drosophilidae
Gene: Lcp9
Product: larval cuticle protein 9
Exons: 2
Coding region: 246-521 (91 amino acids)
Source: RefSeq, a predicted model, not a curated record